AUGGCUUUGCUCAUCAGAAACGUAUUGUUGCUGCUAAUGGUGUUGGUGUUGUUCCAAACUACUUGCGGUUGGAGUUUUCGUAAGCAUAGCCUAACUGUUACCGCCACUAAUGAUUUGGGCGCAGAGAUGACCAUUCACUGUAAAUCCAAGCAGGACGAUCUUGGUUCCAAUCUUAUCCCCAUUAAAGGCAAGUAUGAGUUUUCAUUUCGGCCCAACUUUUGGGGGACAACACAAUUCUAUUGCAGUUUUCAGUGGGGAACUGAAUUUCACUAUUUCGACAUAUACAUGGGAGAUAGGGACCACGAGAAUUGUGAUAGUUAUAAGUGCAUGUGGAGCAUAAUACCAAAGGGUCCUUGCAUGUGGAACUAUUUAACCGGUCAUUACGACAUUUGCAAAGACUGGAACGAUAGUAGUCUGAAAUCAUAUGCUCCUUAA
Messenger RNA from Prunus armeniaca (apricot), 435 nucleotides. The record is from the annotation of a GenBank genome assembly. Lineage: Eukaryota; Viridiplantae; Streptophyta; Magnoliopsida; Rosales; Rosaceae.